Messenger RNA from Asparagus officinalis (garden asparagus), 1758 nucleotides. Its product is annotated as actin-related protein 8. The transcript is spliced from 13 exons. Bases 23 to 1558 code for a protein of 511 amino acids. The record is from RefSeq and is a predicted model, not a curated record. Gene Ontology annotation, molecular function: protein binding. NCBI's taxonomy places the organism in Eukaryota, Viridiplantae, Streptophyta, Magnoliopsida, Asparagales, Asparagaceae.
ACUUCGAAUCCCGAGGACUCCGAUGGCGCUCAUGCUGAAAAAAGUAUGGGGAUCCGUCCUCAGCCGAUCGGGAUCGACCUCAUCUCGCCGGAGCUCGUCGGAUCUCUCGCCGGAGAGGUCGGGAUCGAUUUCGUCUCUGGGAGCGUUCGAUCAGCUCCCGAUCGAUAUCUUGAUGCAAAUCCUUAGGCUAUUGGGGCCUAGGGAUGCGUCGAGGAUGAGCGCGGUGUGUCGGUCGUGGAGAGUUUUGGUCACGGACAAUUCGCUGUGGAUUUUCUUUCUUAAGAAUGGGAAGGAGCCUUUCGAUUCUGUGGUUUUUGCUGAGAGUCACUUGAGAUUGGGGCCUCGUUCUCUGAUGUACUUUGGGUAUACGUCACCAUUAUCUUUCAUGAGUAUUCAUGCACAACGUGAGAAAGUGCGAGGAUCUAUUAUUAUUGAUGGUGGAUCUGGCUAUUGCAAAUAUGGUUGGAGUAAGUAUUGCGUUCCAUCUGGGCGUUGUGCAACAUUUUUGGAAUUUGGGAACAUUGAAACUCCAAUGUACUCAAGACUUCGGCAUUUUUUUUCAACAAUCUAUAGCAGGAUGCAGGUGAAGCCAUCAUCUCAACCAAUUAUUGUCUCUAUCCCAAUCUGCCAUUCUGAUGAUACUGAAACUGCUAGGGCAUCUAGGAGACAACUGAAAGAUGCAAUAUACACUGUCCUUUUUGAUAUGAAUGCGCCGGCUGUUUGUGCCAUCAACCAAGCAGUUUUAGCUUUGUAUGCUGCAAGACGUACUUCUGGAAUUGUUGUGAACAUUGGUUUUCAUGUAACAUCAAUUGUGCCAAUUAUGCAGGGAAGGGUAAUGCAUGAUGUGGGAGUUGAAGUUGUUGGACUAGGCGCCUUAAAACUUACGGGAUAUCUCAAGGAGCUAAUGCAGCAGAGAAACAUAAAUUUUGAGUCAUUAUACACUGUUCGGGCAGUAAAGGAGAAAUUAUGCUAUGUAGCUGCCGAUUACAAUGCAGAGCUACGUAAAGAUACACGAGCAUCAUGUGAAAUUGCUGGUGAGGGUUUGUUCAAUUUAUCAGAGGAGCGCUUCCAAGCUGCUGAACUCCUUUUUCAGCCCCAAAUUGGAGGGGUCCUUGCUAUGGGUCUGCAUCGAGCUUUAGCUCUUUGCAUGGAUCAUUGUACUGAAGCAGAAUUAGGCGAUGAUGGAUGGUUUAAAACCGUAGUCUUGGCAGGUGGAACUGCAUGCUUACCUGGAUUACCAGGUAGGUUAGAGAAAGAGGUGCAGAAAAUACUGCCUUCAUCUGUCUCUGAAGGGAUCAAGGUCAUUCCCCCUCCACAUGGAGCUGAUUCUGCAUGGUUUGGUGCAAAGAUUGUUAGUAAUGUAAGCACCUUUUCUGAAGCAUGGUGCAUAACAAAAAAGCAAUUUCGCCAGAAGUCUCGAAAAAAUCCAUCGUCCUUCUUGGGCUCAUGUUGGCAUGGAAACGAGCUCGAAAUAAAUGGUCAAAUUCCAUGGAGAUGGAAAGUUCUAAGAGCAUGUUGUGGAUAUUAUAAUCACGGUAAUAUGCGGCAGCAGCUAUAGAGACGAUCCUUCAUUCGAAGUUUAGCUUUAUCUGUAUAAAUCUUUUUUCCUUCGUUACGCUGGUGUAUUAUGUAUAUCUAUAACAAUUAUAGAACAGAUGAUGUUGUAUAUUUGCUGUAUUAUGUAAUAAUCCAUAACAGUUAUAGAAGAGAUGAUGCAUAUUUGUGUGGAGAUCAAUUUCUGUAAGGAUCUCCAGGAUA